AUGAACGUGUUCAUUCUAUUAUAUUCAACAUGUUUUAUAUUCUGGCGUGUAAAAGGACAGAUUGAAUACUAUCCAUCGAUGGGCGAGAUAAAAAUUCGCGAUACACAAAAAGUUGAAUUACAUACAAGAUUUAAUGUGAAAAACUCGAAAUAUGUAAAGAAACGAGGAGCAGAUCCAGUAUUUCACGGUCACCCAAAAACAAGAGAAGAGCUCUGGCGCGAAAGAUUCUUGCCAGAAGAUAAACAUUUCGAUCAAGUGCCGUCCCUUAUACGUCUCAUCCACAAUAUUACACUUAAAUAUUUAACUGAUUGUACUCCUGUCCUUCUCUAUGAUAAUCAGAUAUUUUCUGAAACCAAACUGUUUCAAGAACUCUUAAGAUCUUUUCCUGUGACAUUUAUUCAUGGUUACAUUGAUAAUAACAAUCGUUUAGAAGCACCCAACAUUAUUCAAGCUAAGGAUGAGUGCCUGCAUUUUAUUUUAUUCCUUACUGAUGUUCAGAAAUGUCAUAAGGUCCUUGGUACACAGUCUAAUAGCAAAGUAGUGGUGAUCGCGAGAUCAUCUCAAUGGGCUGUACAGGAGUACUUGGGUAAUCCAUCAUCUAGGCUGUUUAUUAACUUACUGAUAGUGAGUCCCAGUUUUAAGGAUGACGAUGAAACUUUAGAAGCGUCAUACAUCUUGUAUACCCAUGAUUUGUAUACUGAUGGCUUGGGUUCAAGUAAGUCGCAUAUACUUACCUCAUGGACUCAUGGAAAGUUUACGAGAAACAUAAAUUUAUUCCCAUUAAAAAUGAUGAAAGGAUACGCUGGUCAUAGGUUUUUGAUUGCGGCGGCAAAUCAGCCGCCCUAUACUAUUAAAAGGUCCCUAAUCGAUACAGCAAGUGGUGCAAUCAAGACGAUUUGGGAUGGAGUGGAGAUACGAAUAAUGAAACUGUUAGCAGAGAGGAAUAAUUUUUCUAUUGAAUUUGUUGAACCACGAGAGCUGAAUUUGGGACCGGGUGACUCAGUAGCCAAUGAAGUGUCUUCAGGACGAGCAGACAUAGGUAUAGCUGGAUUAUAUACAACAGCAGAAAGGUUUAGAGAAUUGGAUCUAAGUUUUGGACAUUCUCAAGAUUGUGCCGCGUUUAUUACUUUGGCAUCAACUGCGUUGCCUCGAUACCGCGCAAUUUUGGGACCAUUCCAUUGGCAUGUUUGGGUGGCAUUAACCUUUACAUAUCUGAUUGCAAUUUUCCCAUUUGCGUUCUCUGAUAGGCAUACAUUGAGUCAUUUAAUCAAUAACAGUGGUGAGGUGGAAAAUAUGUUUUGGUACGUCUUUGGGACUUUUACGAAUUGUUUCACAUUUGUCGGAAAAUACUCCUGGAGUAAAACUGAUAAGGUUACAACGAGGCUGUUAAUUGGUUGGUAUUGGCUAUUCACUAUAAUAAUAACAAGCUGCUAUACCGGUUCAAUAAUAGCAUUUGUAACUUUACCAAUAUACCCUGAGACGAUUGACACUGUAAGUCAACUUUUGAGUGGCUUCUUCCGAGUAGGAACUUUAGAAAGCGGAGGUUGGGAAAGAUGGUUUUUAAACUCAUCAGAUAAAGCUACGAGGAAAUUGUUGAAAAAUUUAGAAUUUGUACCCGAUAUUGAAACUGGAAUAAGAAAUGUGACGAAAGCGUUUUUCUGGCCGUAUGCGUUUCUUGGAUCGAAGGCAGAGCUGGAAUAUCUUGUACAAUCGAAUUUUUCGAUAUCUGAAUCUAAACGCGCAGUCCUACAUAUAUCAAACGAAUGCUUUGUGCCAUUCACGGUGGCUUAUAGUUUUCCUAACAAUUCUGCUCACACUGCAAAGUUGAGCAAGGACCUAAGUACUAUGUUUCAAAGUGGGAUAGUUGAAAAAAUAACACACGACGUGAUGUGGGAAAUACAGAAGAAAGGCGGGGGAAAACUAUUGACGACUAGAUCAUCUACCCUCUCAUCCAAUUCGAUAGAAGAAAAGGGUUUGACGUUGGAAGAUACGCAAGGAAUGUUUCUGUUACUAGGCGCCGGGUUCUUAUUAGCUACAAUUGCACUUUUAUCGGAGUGGAUGGGUGGAUUCUCGCGUCGGUGCCGACAGUUGAAAAGAAGAUUGUCUACUAGUGUAGUCUUAUCAGAAACUUCCCGUAACGAUAGCAGACUACACUUUAACGUAAGAUCGACCAGUGUUGAAUCGAAAGAGACUCUUGAUGGACAGAUUAUUCAUGUUAGCCAAGAAUCUAUAACAAUACAUAAUAAUUACGAUGGAUAUGAUUCUAGAAGGUCAAGCUCUUUGGAUUUGGAUAAAGAAGUUGAAAGAAUAUUCAGAAGAGACGAAAUGAGGAGGCUUCAAUCGAAAUCUAUAGAAGAGAGAUUUAAUACAGCUUCAAAGGUGUUCGGUGAUCAAGUAUUUGAAUAA
Messenger RNA from Pieris macdunnoughi, 2406 nucleotides. The record is from the annotation of a GenBank genome assembly. NCBI's taxonomy places the organism in Eukaryota, Metazoa, Arthropoda, Insecta, Lepidoptera, Pieridae.